Aspergillus calidoustus is the source of this 1521-nucleotide messenger RNA. The record is from the annotation of a GenBank genome assembly. NCBI's taxonomy places the organism in Eukaryota, Fungi, Ascomycota, Eurotiomycetes, Eurotiales, Aspergillaceae.
AUGAGCGCCCUCGGAAACCCAGCAGCGCUGUUGAAAGCACUCAUUGCUCGAAUCCCUCUAAUCCUGAAAACCGUCCUCCUCCACGGAAUCGGGCAAUCUAAUGGCUUUGGAAAACAAGAUCUCCGCACCGAGUUAACUGUCGCGGUAAUCCGCUCGUUCAUGAGCCAUGGCGUCCCCAUCGGCAAGCAGCAAAAGGGGACCAUGCGGGACCCAGGGAUCAAGGGUCCACUGUGGGUGUCCAAAGUGACGAUUCAGCAGCCCGAGGUUGAUGUGCAGGAGGCUGUUAUCCGGGCGAUUGAGGAGUUGAAGUCCGGUGGUGAGACGUAUGAUAUCCCUGGUGUUGGGCCGGUUGAGGCAGAGUGGACGGGGUAUCGGAGGGGAGUGCAGAAGAAUACGCCACAGCCGGAAAUCUCCGAGGCGGAAAAAUAUGAGCAGCUCAAGAAGGAGUCGUCGGAGGAUAUGGUUGUGCUUUAUUUCCAUGGAGGGGCUUACUACCUCAUGGAUCCCUGCACACACCGAGCAGCGGUAUCCCAGAUCUCUAAGCGAACAGGCUCGCCGGUCCUCUCAGUGCGCUACCGGCUUGCGCCACAAAACCCGUUCCCUGCUGCUCUCGUGGACGCCCUUGUCGCAUACCUCUACCUCAUUUCUCCACCCCCAGGCUCCCUCCAUGCCCCCGUCCAGCCAAACAAGAUCAUACUCGCUGGCGACUCUGCAGGAGGAAACCUCGCAACGGUCCUCCUCCAAACCCUCCUCACCCUUAACCGCCUCUCCCACACCGUCCUCUUCCAUGGGAACAAAAUCCCCAUAACCCCACCAGGCGGCCUCGCCGUCUCCUCCCCCUGGACCGACAUCUCGCGAUCCAUGCCCUCGAUCCUCAAGAACGCACCGUACGACUACCUUCCCGUUCCUCUUCAAACCCUCAACUCAGACACCGACUCCUCUAACCCUGAGAAACAACAACAACCAUUCCAACCCCCACCCAUCCCCUCUGACGAAUUCUGGCCCGCCUCCCCACCCCGCGUCGACUACUUCGUCGACGCCGAAACGAUCACACACCCGCUCGUCUCCCCUAUCGCAGCUCCCAUACAUCUCUGGAAAGAUUCCCCGCCCAUCUUCAUCUCCACGGGCGAAGAAGCCCUCGCCGACGAGGGCCUCAUCCUGGCACGCAAGAUGCAUCGCGCGGGUGCGCCCGUAAUCGCGCAGCAGAUCGAGGGCAUGCCGCAUUGUUUUGGGCUUCUUAUGCCCGGAUCCAAGGCCGGGAGGGCGUUUUACGAUGACCUUGGGGCGUUCUGCUAUGAUGCCGUCGAUGGGAAGAUAAAGAAGGGGAGUGAGGGGGUUGGGGAGUUGGAGUUUGUCGGGUUCAAGCCAGAGAAGAGUGCGAGGGUGUCGCUUGAGGAGGUCGAAGGGCUGUUAGAGGAUGAGGAGGUUGAGGGGGUACUGAGGCGGGCCAAGGAAUGGAGAGUUGAAGGCGAGAGGGAGCUUAGGAGGAUUUGGAAGGCGGAGGGGAGGGCGCGGCUUUAA